CCGCGGAGCCCCGCGGAGGGGGAUGCUCGGGACCCCACCUCCCCCGGGAGCCGCGCCUUUCCGCGUGCCCAGGAGGCCCCGGCUCGGGCGGGCUCGCAGCGGUGGUGGCCCGCGUGCCGCCGCCCCGGGAAGUUGUCUCCGGAGCCCGCGGCGCCCGGGUCUCCUCCCCCUGCGCCCCGCCCCCCCGCCCGGAGCUGAGAUCUGCGCGCUGCCCGGCCCGGGGGCGUCGCCGCCGCCGCCUGCUCUCCGACACCAGCGAGUCUCCGCUUCCCGGCGCCGAGCGCGCGCCCUCCGCCCGGCUGGGGACCCCCGCGCACCCCCGACACGGCGCGCGCCCAGAGCGCGGGAGCCCGGAGCGCCGGGCGCCUGGGACCCCGCGGAGCCGCUGCCCAGCCCGCGGGGCUCGGCAGGGAUGCAGGCUGCGCUGUGAGCCCGGGCGCCAAGGCCAUGUCCGGCGCCCGCUGCCGGACCCUGUACCCCUUCUCCGGGGAGCGGCACGGCCAGGGGCUGCGCUUCGCCGCGGGCGAGCUCCUCAAGCUGCUGCAGGUCCCGGACGGCGGCUGGUGGGAAGGCGAGAAGGAGGACGGGCUCCGCGGCUGGUUCCCAGCGAGCUACGUGCAGUUGCUGGAGAAGCCUGGGAUGGUCCCCCCGCCGCCGGGAGAGGAGAGCCAGAGCGUCGUGCUGCCCCCCGGCUGGCAGAGCUACCUGUCCCCCCAGGGCCGGCGCUACUAUGUCAACACGACCACCAAUGAGACCACCUGGGAGCGCCCCAGCAGUUCUGGGAUCCCGGCCAGCCCUGGCACUCACAGGAGCCCUCUGCCUCCCACAGUGAAUGGAUACCACGCCUCAGGGACCCCAGCACACCCUCCUGAGACUGCCCACAUGAGUGUCCGAAAGUCCGCCGCCGAUCCCCAGAACCUGGGGUCCUCGUCACCGGGCAGAAAGCAGAACAAGGAGAACACCAUCACGGUCAACUGCGUGACCUUCCCCCACCCGGACACGAUGCCGGAGCAGCAGCUGCUGAAACCAACCGAGUGGAGCUACUGCGACUACUUCUGGGCUGACAAGAAGGACCCCCAAGGCAAUGGCAAUGUGGCUGGGUUUGAGUUGCUGCUUCAGAAACAGCUGAAGGGCAAGCAGAUGCAGAAGGAGAUGUCAGAAUUCAUCCGGGAGAGGAUAAAGAUUGAAGAAGAAUAUGCGAAGAACUUAGCUAAGCUCUCUCAGAACUCCUUGGCUGCACAGGAGGAAGGGUCCCUGGGAGAGGCGUGGGCGCAGGUGAAGAAGAGCCUGGCGGACGAGGCAGAAGUCCACCUCAAGUUCUCCGCCAAGCUUCACAGCGAGGUGGAGAAGCCCCUGAUGAACUUCCGUGAGAACUUCAAGAAAGACAUGAAGAAGUGUGACCACCACAUCGCCGACCUCCGCAAGCAGCUCGCCAGCCGCUACGCCGCCGUGGAGAAGGCCCGGAAAGCGCUCACGGAGCGGCAGCGGGACCUGGAGAUGAAGACCCAGCAGCUGGAGAUCAAGCUGAGCAACAAGACGGAGGAGGACAUCAAGAAGGCCCGGAGGAAGUCCACGCAGGCCGGAGAUGACCUCAUGCGCUGUGUGGACCUCUACAACCAGGCCCAGUCCAAGUGGUUUGAAGAGAUGGUGACCACCACGCUGGAGCUGGAGCGGCUGGAGGUGGAGCGGGUGGAGAUGAUCCGGCAGCACCUGUGCCAGUACACACAGCUGCGGCACGAGACAGACAUGUUCAACCAAAGCACAGUCGAGCCUGUGGACCAGCUGCUUCGAAAAGUGGACCCAGCCAAAGACAGGGAGCUGUGGGUCAGAGAGCACAAGACGGGCAACAUCCGCCCUGUGGACAUGGAGAUCUAGGCGGGCACAUGCGGCCCCCGGGGUCCUGCCAAGGAGAGGGGCCGGGGGCGCCAUGGAGAGGAGGUGGUGGGUCCCGCUGCCAAGUGGAGCUGCCCUCUCCCCCACUCUCCUGCCCACUGAGGAGAGGGAAGGGUGAGAGCUGCAGCCAGCCAUUCCAGAAGGGCGGCUUGGCGGCCUCACUGGGAGGUCCCCAGUGUUCCCAGGACAAGAAAGUGGAUCCACAGCCCCGCCCUUGUCUCUGAGGCCGAAGACCCCUCCCCCCAACUCCCACGUUGUGCUUGCCGUUUCGGGAACAAACUGAAGCUGGAACUUUGUGGUCCCUGCUGAGCACCGUAGGGUCAUCGCUCUGCCCAGAGCCAGCUGAGUCACAUGCUCGUGUCCCUGGAGGCCCUGAGGUCCUUCCUCCAGCUGGCCCUCUGGUCUCCAGGGCUUUGGAGGGUCAGGGGAGGGAGGUCUCUGUCUCCAAGCUAAGUGUCAGGAUCACAGUCGUGGAUAGAAGGCAGCGUUCAACAGUCCGCACUCAGAAUCCUUUGCAGCCUUCCUUCUUUAUUUUUCCCCCAAUGCAUUCUGGGAGUCCACAUCCUGGCUCUUCCCUGUCACCGUUCAUGAUCAAGAGUCUUGGGAAGAAGGCCUAGCUCCCCUCUUCCAAGACUGACCCUGCCUGGAGAGGUCAGGAUGGAACUACCUCAUCAAGCAAAUUGGCCCUCAGUCACAGUGCUGAGUCGGGUUCCCCAGUAGAUCAGGCAUCCUCUGCAAAGUCCAAGAAUCCCCAGUCCCUCUCCUCCCCCUCUGCAGAUGCUCCCUCCGCCCAUCCCUGCCCCUUUCCACACUCUAAACAGGGCUGGGUCAGUCCCAUGUGGGAGACAGGCUGGGACAAGCCUUUGUCAUCCCUAGUGGCUCCCCCUGCUUGCAUAUGCCAGCAUUGGGAUCACUGACCCUCGUAUGGCUUCCUGUCAUUGGUGGUCACUGUCCAGACUUAACAUGGCCGCAGUAGGUUGUUGCCUACUGGGCAGCGUCUCGCUACCAUGGCCUCAGCAACUCCUGCACAGCCCAGAGCCCCUCAUCAGGCCCUGCUUGGUGCCGGGCCCCCUUCCCCUUCUUCAGCUCCCAGUUCCUGGUAAGACCUGGUCUGAGUGUGACUCAGGGAGCUUUCAGGGCAGCAGUCGGGUCCUUGCCCAUCGUUUGUUCAUCUUCCCGACCACAGCAAACGUGUGCCCCGUCAUGUGAAGUCUUGAAAAAGCAGUUCGAAAGGCCCAGAAGAAGAAUAGGGACCUGAAGGAGGAAGUGCAGCCAGCAAGGGGCAGGUGGCAGCCUGCAACCCCUCACCUGAGAACCAACCCAUCUUUCUUACGUCAUCUUCCCCAGCGAUUCCUUUGGACUUACAGGAUCCAUAUAUUCCCCAGAGUGUAGAAUUCUAAGAGCACAACUUACUGGUCUUUCAGUCUUACGUAUCUGAUGAUGUAUUAACCUUGGAUCUUCCGGUGCCUCCUGCAUUGAGUCAGACCGCGCUCUCGCAGCUGAUGGUAGAGAGAAGCUGAAUAUACUAAAGCAAACCAGACUGUGUCCCUUCUCUCACUGAAGCAUCCCAACCAGAAAGGUCAGUGUGAAGGCCUUCUCCAACCAGAGUCUGUCCACUGCAUAGAGAGCCACUCCUGGCGCUGGGACGGGGCCAUGACACCAGCCACCGAUUUCAGGGUAUCCGUUCUUGGGUUCUUUAUUAAAAACAGGUGCAAGUAGCAACUGCGUUGUGGCUUAGUAAACUAAUUUGUGGAUGAUAUUCAGAUAUUCAAAGCCAAUAGCCUUGUUAGGAACACAUAUUUUAAGUGGAUAUGCUCAUUGAGUUUGCCUUCUCCCUUCUCUCUGAGGGUUCUAGCCUCCUGCUCCUCCCUGGGACCGAGGCAGCUCUCCUGCCUCUUCUGGGAUAGCCUGAACUGGCCUAGUGUGGGCCAGUCUGUUUGAUGAAAUGAUUCUUUCCUCCUCAUCUCUUCACCUCAGUCUCGGUAGCUUUUUCACAUACAUUUUCUCUUUUGUUCAUUCGUCAAGCAUUUAGCUGAAGACAAGUGCUGUGCUUAGAUCUGAGGGCAAGGUAUUGGCUUAUUUUCUGUGAUUUUGUAUAGACAUCUUUUCUUCAGGGUUCUUGCAUAUUAGUGGCCUUGGCAUUCACAUAGAGGUACUCUGUAGACCUUGGGUUUUCAGGGAUACUGUCUGUUGUGCUGACCUGCAUUCAUUUAUUCAUUUGUUUAUUCAGCAGAUCCUUGGGACAAGCCAGGCCCUCUUGCCAGUCCCUCUAUUGCCCACGUAGACAGGGAUAUGUUGACCUUUCUGGAGAAUGAGAACAUUUAACCUACCACAUUUAACCGACUGGGAACCUGUAAUUAUAAUGCAAACUACCGUCAUACGGCACUUACCCAACUGGUGGGAGAUAGACAGCAACAAGUGCUCAGUGCCCUAGUCACUAGACUCCCAGCCCAUAUCCAACUUGAAUUUCUGAGAUUUCUUUUUUCUGUCUGGUUACCCUUCACCCGAGAAUAUUUUUCCCAUUGAUUUUUAGAGAGAGUGAAAGGAAUGGGGAGAGACAGAGAGA
Molecule: messenger RNA, 4459 nt
Organism: Pipistrellus kuhlii (Kuhl's pipistrelle)
Lineage: Eukaryota; Metazoa; Chordata; Mammalia; Chiroptera; Vespertilionidae
Gene: GAS7
Product: growth arrest specific 7
Exons: 14
Coding region: 448-1875 (475 amino acids)
Biological process (GO): actin filament polymerization; neuron projection morphogenesis
Cellular component (GO): plasma membrane; actin filament; cytoplasm
Molecular function (GO): actin filament binding
Source: RefSeq, a predicted model, not a curated record